This is a messenger RNA of Leptonychotes weddellii (Weddell seal), 2242 nucleotides long. The record is from RefSeq and is a predicted model, not a curated record. NCBI's taxonomy places the organism in Eukaryota, Metazoa, Chordata, Mammalia, Carnivora, Phocidae.
GUCCGUUGGCGUCUAGCCAAACCUCAUGUGGGAAUCAUUUGAGGCUUGGGCCCUUUGCUUCCAAGGAGACAGAGGGUCCCUCUGUGUUUCCAUCAGAGGUGUGUAGGCAGCUUUGGUGCCUCUUCUGCCCCCACACCUGGGUCCUCACCUUCUCUGCCUUCCUCCCAGGUCGUCAAGCGAGAGGGCACGGGCACGGAGAUGCCUAUGAUUGGGGACUGCGUCUUUGUCCACUACACUGGCUGGCUGUUAGAUGGCACCAAGUUUGACUCCAGUCUGGACCGCAAGGACAAAUUCUGUUUUGACCUGGGCAAAGGGGAGGUCAUUAAGGCUUGGGACAUUGCUGUAGCAACCAUGAAGGUGGGAGAAGUGUGCCACAUCACCUGCAAACCAGAGUAUGCCUACGGUUCGGCAGGCAGCCCUCCAAAAAUCCCCCCCAAUGCCACGCUUGUGUUUGAGGUGGAGUUGUUCGAGUUCAGGGGAGAGGACCUGACAGAAGAAGAAGAUGGUGGGAUCAUCCGGAGAAUACGGACUCGGGGUGAAGGCUAUGCCAGGCCCAACGAGGGCGCCAUCGUGGAGGUUGGACUGCAAGGGUACUACAAGGACCAGAUGUUUGACCGGCGGGAACUCCACUUUGAGGUUGGCGAGGGGGAGAGCCUGGACCUGCCUUGUGGGCUGGAGAAAGCCAUUCAGCGCAUGGAAAAAGGAGAACAUUCUGUUGUGUACCUCAAGCCCAGCUAUGCUUUUGGCAACGUGGGGAAGGAAAAGUUCCAGAUCCCACCAAAUGCCGAGCUGAAAUAUGAAAUACACCUCAAGAGUUUUGAGAAGGCCAAGGACUCUUGGGAGAUGAACUCUGAGGAGAAGCUAGAACAGAGCACCAUAGUGAAAGAGCGGGGCACCGUGUACUUCAGGGAAGGCAAGUACAAGCAAGCUCUACUGCAGUACAAGAAGAUUGUAUCCUGGCUGGAAUAUGAGUCAAGUUUCUCUAAUGAGGACGUGCAGAAGGCACAGGGCCUUCGGCUGGCCUCCCACCUCAACCUGGCCAUGUGUCAUCUGAAACUACAGGCCUUCUCAGCUGCCAUUGAAAGCUGUAACAAGGCCCUGGAACUGGACAGCAACAAUGAGAAGGGCCUUUUCCGCCGCGGAGAGGCCCACCUGGCGGUGAAUGACUUUGACUUGGCACGGGCCGACUUCCAGAAGGUCCUGCAGCUCUACCCCAGCAACAAAGCCGCCAAGGCCCAGCUGGCUGUCUGCCAGCAGCGGAUCCGCAAGCAGCUCGCGCGGGAGAAGAAGCUCUACGCCAACAUGUUUGAGAGGCUGGCCGAGGAGGAGAGCAAGGUAAGGCUCGGGACAGGGAAUGAUGGGGACAGACCGAGAAAAAGGUGCUGCCUUGUCCCUGCGCCUGACCCAGCUGUUGUCGCUUUUCGCCUCUGGUUGUGCAUGCCACUCCUGGACACCAGACGCUGCCCUUGUCCCUGGAGCAAUAACACGUACGUCCCCUUGGCAAAAACCCCUGUGAGGGCCACAGGUCCUCUGUGAUCAGGGCUAAAAACCCCCUCGCGAACCCUAGAUGUCAGGAGUUGGGUUGUGCCUCCCAAACUCCGUUCUCCGUUCCUUUUUAAAAUCUUAAAAGCCUGUGUUUAAAUAGGCAAUAUAGUCAAAAACCAGUGAUGUAUUGUAUGGUGACUAACAUAACAUAAUAAAAUAAAAAUAAUAAAUAAAUAAAUAGGGAAUAUAAUUAUAUCGUUCCAGUGAAGCCGCACAAGAGAGUAUGUAAUAAAAAGCCUCUCUCCCACUACGCAGAAGCAAUUGGAUAUGACUAGUGUUUAGAUGGUUCCACUAAAUUACAUACAUGCACAAGUAGACCGUUUUCUUCCUCUUCCCUAAUAAAAGGCACCAUGUUCUACCGGUUUUUCGUACAUCAUGCUUUCUUCGUAUAUCAUCCCUGCAAGUACAACGUAAGAAAAUCGCUUUCACGUUCUUUACUGUGCUGAUGGUGUUCCAUCGUAGGCGUAUAUCCUACCGCUUUUCCUAGUCCCUGUUAAGUCUUCCAGUGUUCAAAACCAGCACUGUUGAAUAGAAACUGAAUGCAAAUUGUACAGUGAUUUUCAGUUUUCUAAGUAGCCAUGCUAAGAAAAGUGAACAAACAGGUGAGAUUAAUUUCAAUAUUUAGUUGACCCAAGGUGUCUAAAUACUGCAACAUGUAAUGUUUGUUUUUGUUUUUGUUUUUUUAAUGAGAUGAUGC